Messenger RNA from Plodia interpunctella (Indianmeal moth), 1687 nucleotides. Its product is annotated as Krueppel-like factor 17. Gene Ontology annotation, biological process: regulation of transcription by RNA polymerase II. Gene Ontology annotation, molecular function: DNA-binding transcription factor activity, RNA polymerase II-specific; RNA polymerase II cis-regulatory region sequence-specific DNA binding. The record is from RefSeq and is a predicted model, not a curated record. The transcript is spliced from 3 exons. Lineage: Eukaryota; Metazoa; Arthropoda; Insecta; Lepidoptera; Pyralidae. The coding region runs from base 600 to 1445 and encodes 281 amino acids.
UUGGAGGCCAUCGUAAUAUGAGGAGAUAGAUAUUAGCAUGCCAGAUGCCGGCGGUGCCAGCCACCGGUGGAUGCCGCCGCCGCGUCGUCGCCAACGACGACGCAGCAUGUCCAUACGACGCAACAUUCAUCCUUAAAUCAUGACGCAAUUUGGAAUAGGUUCAGUUGGGUGGCCAUCUAACAUAAGUUUUUUUAAACAAUUUAAAACAUUCACAAGCUUUGCGUUCGUGAGAGGAUUUUGCCUUGGCCGUUAGAACUGUUAUACAACAGUGCCAGUUAAUUUCGCCUUGUAGAAACUACAUAAUAGCAAUCGAUGGCUGUCGGGUCGGACAUGUGCGUGCGCGGAUCCCGAUAAUCGGUGAUCGUGUUAUCAGUCCGCAUGUCCGGAGCGAGGUGCGGGCGCAGGCCUACUCCAACUCCAGUCCAAUCCCAGGACGCGACGCAAACGGCUGGAUGCAACCUCAUCAUCCCGCAUCAGCGAGAUAACUUCCUUAGUGCCGCAUUGUCCGAAUAACAGGCCGGCUUUAUACCAGCAAUAACAAAUAGUACUAGUACAACUAAUGGUGUCUGUGGAUAAAGAUAGUGAAAAAUAAAGGCAAAAUGUUCUUUGACACCAGCGGGCCUCUGCUCGAAGACGCUUUCUUAAGUGAUCCCAUCCUCUUCGAGCACUCACCACCAGCGAGUCUUGUCAACUUUGAGAUACCAACGUUUGAAUCAGAUGACGACUGGCAACUUAGAGACUUGGACAUACAGUGUGAUGCAUUCGUCGGUGAUGCCGCGGAUAUCAGCAAAGAAGACUUUAAUCUGGCGGGAAAUACACCUGUGUUCGAUUUCGAAGAUUUAGACGAGAGUAUAAUUGACGUGUACUUAUUAGAAGCCUUAAAUAGUGAUUUAUCUAAUGACUCUCCACAGUCGGGAAUAGAUUCCGCUGGUAGUAGUGAAUCUUUAUACGUGUUGGAUACGCAUGACUAUGAUGUUGUACCAUAUGGACCAGAGUGGAUCGGCAAACAGACUGCCGAGAGCGAUAUAGAAAGGGUUAAUUCAAAAAUGAAGUCUUGGGGAGAACCUAAGUUUUGUGCUGAAUUGGGAGCGUUCCGUUGCCCAGUGGAGGAGUGCGGGAAGUUGUACGCUAAAGCGUCGCACGUGCGGGCGCAUUUGCGGCGCCAUAGUGGUGAGAAGCCGUACCGGUGUACGUGGGAGGGCUGCAUGUGGCGAUUUGCGAGGUCAGACGAGUUGGCGCGUCACCGUCGCAGCCAUUCGGGGGACAAGCCCUACGGCUGUACUGAAUGUGGCAAACGGUUCGCUCGUUCCGACCAUCUUUCGAAACAUGGCCGUGUCCACGAACGCCGGCGCCGUGCCGCUGAGGCUGUAGCUGCCACUGCUUCACUUGCAGCAGUCAACAGACAGAACACAAUCCGUGUGACAAGAACACGGAGAAUAUCGUGAUUUAUUGCUGAACUGGAGUAACUACUUAAAUUUAUAAUCUAUGGACAGAAAUUAAGACUGUUAUAGUAAGUACGUAAUACAUAAAGUACAAUUUAAGUCAGAAAUUUGUGCGAGCCGCCGGUUAGUAGUAUGUUGUAUGUAUAAGAAAGAAUGAGUCAUAUAAUAUGUAAUAAUUUCAAAAUUUUAAGAAACUAAGUAUAUACCUAGUAAUAAAACUGAAAUUUUGUUAUUAUUUAUUAGUA